AUGACUUGGAUACUUUCUACUGUAUGGGAGGUCCUUGCACUGUGUCUUGCGGUCUGGAUUGCUGUAAAGCACUUCCGUGAAUUGCGAAAACACUCAACAAGAGGUAUUAUCGGUGACUGUUUCAUGGUGCUAAUGAAAACUCAUGUGAGCUACUUUGUGAGCGAAUCAUAUUCCCUGGGCGCUCUGAUUUAUAAUGGUUUCGCUCAGAUAUUCCAGUUUGCGGGCAUGUUUGUGCUGGGACCACGCCUGAUCCUCGGUGUUCGAGAAUAUCACGCUGAGCUGGUGGCCAACUCUGAUACGGGAACCGCCAUGUCUUCAAUUGCUUUUCAGGAGCACGUCCACGUGUCAACUAGCAGUAGCGUGUAG
Messenger RNA from Suillus subalutaceus, 366 nucleotides. RefSeq lists its product as uncharacterized. The transcript has 3 exons. The coding region runs from base 1 to 366 and encodes 121 amino acids. The record is from RefSeq and is a predicted model, not a curated record. Lineage: Eukaryota; Fungi; Basidiomycota; Agaricomycetes; Boletales; Suillaceae.